This is a messenger RNA of Rhizoctonia solani, 1812 nucleotides long. RefSeq names its product Jacalin-like lectin domain protein. Lineage: Eukaryota; Fungi; Basidiomycota; Agaricomycetes; Cantharellales; Ceratobasidiaceae. The transcript is spliced from 13 exons. The record is from RefSeq and is a predicted model, not a curated record. Bases 1 to 1812 code for a protein of 603 amino acids.
AUGUCAACUCGUCCAGAUAGCGCAACAACCCGGUUGUUCUGGGAAUCCCUUCAGAGGGAUACGAGUGAAUUUCCUGAUGACCCUGAUGACCCAGACUAUAAGCCUCAAUCUGAUUUCCUUCGUGGUGUUACAUUUGGCUCGUCUACUCAGCCCUACAAAUGUAGCCGCCAGGUCUUUUACGUCCGUGAGAACACAGUCUUUUCGGUUCGACCCUGCCAGGGCGUAUCGACUGAGGAGUUAUAUCCUACAAACGACGAAGACGCACGAUAUGUUCAUAUGGGGUGGCCUGCCCCUGGCUCCCUUCCUGCUCGACCUUGGGAUACAGUUUUUCAAUUGCCUAGAUCAUCCUCAAGCCAGGGCACUUGGGUAUCGAGGAGGAUGGUGGUUCUCAAGUGGACUAUAAGCCUUCGUGUUCAUGACCUGGUUCCUGUGGAACCCUUUAUAUCGGCUACAGAGGCUGCGCUAAGGGAGCCAACCUCUGUUGGUCAGAUGGAGGCACUUCGCUCAGUCUUUGCAACCUGGGGUGAGAUGAUUCCUUUGAGUGCGGUCAUCGGCUGUUCACUGGCUGCAACUGGUAUACUUGGUUCCAAUCAAAAUUUGACUGGUGACACAUCAACGUACCGCCCACCUGACCGUGGUCCAGACAUGAUGCAGAUGAUCGAAAGGAACUUAGACAUCACGGGAAAUUUUGAAAGGAAAUAUGAAUCACGCAUUCAGGGCGGAUACCCCGAGACCUUUUCCAAGUCAGGAUUCGAUACUUGGUUCUCAGAUGCGGUAGAAACCAAAAAUUGGCCAACUUGGCAAGUUAUCAAAGUUAAUCAAGCAGUGGCAAUUACCGAACUGCUGCCCAAAUCGCUUCGAGAAAAGGUCAACCGCCUUUUCUCUUAUGGGAGCUUGGUUUCGCGCUCUCCCGCGGUCGGUCUUCAAGCUCCGCUUGGCUUCGACGGCGCUUCCUUAGGAACCAAGGAUAUCAAGCAAAUCGAUUUCUGGCAUAACGGGUCGGUACUGCUAGAUAUCUCGAUUGUUUAUACAGACAGUACAGUGGCUGGACCGUAUGGGUUCGGAACGAAGAAUCGCAUAACGGAUAGCUUUGUACUUACCCGUGGCGAAUUUAUCACGGACGUAUUCGUUUGGUCUACUACGAACACUAUAACCUCUAUCCAAUUUGCCAAAAAUACAGCUGAGGUUUCUGGUCGCUAUGGAGCAUUAGCCGGAGCAGGCGAUCCGACAGUAUUUAAUAAGGGAGGAAGAGCAUUAUUAGGAAUAUCGGGAAGUGUCACCGCAACUUCACUUACACAACUCCAGAUGGUCUGGCGCAAUGAUAUAAGGUCGUAUGAAAGUCGAAUCAUCGACAGCACAACGAUCGGUUCGAGCAGUACUACAAUUUUCAACGACUUUGAGUACUUGGGCGACCCGGCUUCUUCACGCAUUACUCGAAUUCAGUACAGGAAUACUACCAAUCAACCCGUGGCAGGUCUUCAGAUCACGUAUAGCUCUAUGUCUGAUGGCGAACUAGUCUAUCAGCGGACUCCAACUCGUGGCACAGAUGCGGGUGCUAUAAGUGACUGGGCUCUAGAAGAAGACGAGUAUAUUGUCAUGGUAAAAGGCAAUUACGCUGCCAAUGUCGUUUAUUAUCUAGAGUUAGAAACAAACAAAGGAAAUACCAGAAAGUUUGGACAGGUUGCUGGGAAUUCAUUCUACCUUACUCCACCGAAUAGGGAUAUGAUAUUAUACUACAUACUUGGAAAGAGUGCUGGCUACCUGCAGAGUCUGAGUGUUGUGUGGGGAAUGCCACCAACCGAAUCCAAGUAG